AUGCUUAUAAUCUUUGCAGUUACAUUGUUUGGUCUAACGCUGCUGGUGGCUUAUCUCCGACCCUCCAAUGGGCUACCGAAAAUCCCCCUCUUUGGUCUCGAAAUUGGAAACAAGGCUGCGAGAGAGUAUGAAUACUUGAACAAUGCGCGAAACAUUUAUCGCGAAGCCUACCAAAAAUUUCGCGACAGCGCCUAUCGUGUCACCACAACUGAGGGCGAACAAGUGGUGCUUCCACAUCGUUUGCUCGAGGAACUGCGUUCGAAGUCAGAUGAGUAUUUGAGUGGCCGCAAAGCUCUUGGGAUCCUUUUGGAAAAGAAGCACUCGGGACUCCCAUCCGAGUCAGAUCUGCUCGAUCACAUUGUCCGCGCGGAUCUCACCCCAGGACUGACGAGGAUUAACAACAAGCUUUCUAAGGAGAUCGAAGACGCGGUCGCGACAGAGAUACCGUGCUGCGACGACUGGAUCGCUGUAAAUAUCAACCAAAAACUCCUACGGAUUGUUGCCAUUGCAUCCGGUAUCAACUAUACUGUAGACCUGUUUGUGGCCAUCCGAGCGCUCAAGAAGUGGCCAAAGCCUAUUCGUUGGAUUGGAGCAUAUUUCACUCCGAGUUUGAAAUUGAUCCAGGAGCACCGGAAAAAGGCAAUUGAGUUCCUCGGUCCAGUCAUACAGAGGAGAAAAGAGGUCAUGGCUGGUGGAGGAAAGAUACCAGACGACGUCUUGCAAUGGACUAUAAACAAGGCAGCAAAAUUCAAUCGUGACACUACAGAAGACAUCGCGUACACGCAAUUAACUCUAAGCCUGGCUGCUAUACAUUCGACAAGUUCGGCGCUGACUGGCAUCAUAUACGAUCUUGUUGCCAUGCCUGAUAUCCAUGAUGCGCUCCGAGACGAAAUUCAAGCCGCCCUGGAAGCAAAUGGUGGCGUACUGAGCCCACAGGCUCUCUACUCAAUGAAAUUGAUGGACAGUUUCAUAAAAGAAUCGAUGCGAUUAAACCCCGCCAGUUUUGGUAGGUCAGUUGGUUAUCCUUUUGUGAUGUCUGACGGCACUCAUCUUCCAUCUAAAACGAUCAUUUCCGUAGCCAACGAAGCUAUCUCCCAGGACCCUUCAAUUUUCCCCAGCCCAGGAACCUUUGACCCCUAUAGAUACUAUAACCAGCGCAAAAUUGGUUCAGAACAUGUGAACCGACAUCAAGCAGUCACUGUGACCAGCACUAGUCUCACCUUUGGGUACGGCAAACACGUCUGUCCCGGCAGAUUUUUUGCUGUUCAUGAGAUGAAGUUAAUACUCGCUAACCUCUUAAUGCAAUUUGAUGUCAAGAUGAAUAAAGAUGAUACAGGCCGUAUUCCCAACAUUGACAUCUCUUACAAUACUAUGCCUGAUGUCACUAAAACUUUGUUAGUUAAGAGGCGAACCUUCUAA
This is a messenger RNA of Bipolaris oryzae ATCC 44560, 1419 nucleotides long. RefSeq lists its product as uncharacterized. The transcript is spliced from 5 exons. Bases 1 to 1419 code for a protein of 472 amino acids. Gene Ontology annotation, molecular function: heme binding; oxidoreductase activity, acting on paired donors, with incorporation or reduction of molecular oxygen; iron ion binding. Lineage: Eukaryota; Fungi; Ascomycota; Dothideomycetes; Pleosporales; Pleosporaceae. The record is from RefSeq and is a predicted model, not a curated record.